Molecule: messenger RNA, 1357 nt
Organism: Styela clava
Lineage: Eukaryota; Metazoa; Chordata; Ascidiacea; Stolidobranchia; Styelidae
Source: RefSeq, a predicted model, not a curated record
UGAUACACAUACGUUGAAGGUGGUUGAUCUAAAUUUAAAAAUUUCAAGCAGUGUUUUCCGAUUGCAUUGCGACAGCACUUGAAAAAUACCUAGAAUUGUGGAAAGUAUUUUCAUCUUCAGUUUUGUUUCCUCAAUUCAGGAUAUUUAAUAAAAAUGAAUCGAAUUUUAUUGUUCGGAAUUAUACUGCUGAGUACAAUUGUUUCAUCUUUAAACGGCAAGAAGUGUUCAGAAUAUAUCGAUAUCAGAGAUGAUCUAAGCGGGCGAGUGGAGUCUCCAACGAAUUAUGAAGAAUGUCAGGAGAGUAAAAUGCAUUGUUCAUGGAAGUUUUUUUUCCCAACUUAUCUACAUCAUACCAUGUUCCGAAUGACUUUCACAACCAAUUUUGUACAAACAGAUAAAAAUCUUAUACAGAUGAGUGGUGGGUUUCAACCAAGAUGUUUAGGUUGUUCGAGAAAGCAUUACAUCAAUUUUAAAUCAGUCAAAGACGAAAUAUGUUGGGUAACGUACAACUCUGAUCUCUGCUUUGGCAGAAUCAUGCUAUCAGGAUGCAAUGUAAGACCACGGGAGUCCACACGUCAUACGUCACAAGUCACGCCCACGUCAGUUUCAUACAUAUGCAAACCAUCAAAAGCCCAAUUUAACUUGAGCUACGAAUAUAUCGAUUGCAUGACGGGAAACAGAAUAGAAUCCCCGGAAACUACAACGCAACCUACAACCUAUGAACCAAUCGCUGAGAAUUCCAAAGACGAUCUCAUAUCGCUUUCCCCUCAAACAAUUGGUAUAAUCAUCGGAGCGAUUGUUCUGGCAUUCGUUCUGCAAAUUAUAACAUGCAAAGCAUAUUUUUAUUGGAAAAAUAGAAAUCGUCGACCUAAAGAGGGAGAGAAUCAGAUCAAUACUCGUGUUGUGAACCGCCCGUUACCAGAUCCGCCUUCAGAUUCUUUGUACGAAGAAGUGAAUAUUCCACUGUCUAGAACUGAAGCUGGAGCAACACCGCAAAUCACGAUACCGAUGGAUUACGCACGAUAUAUUGCGCACACCAAUGUUAACACGUCACGUCCAAGGAAUAACCAGGCAUUUCCACAACCGGCCAUGGCAUCAUCGAGUCAGGGUGGAUAUGCAGUCGCGCGUAUGUGAAAUCGCCCGAACCCGAUUACAUACCUAUGGAAAGCAUACGAUUUUGUUCGGCUUUCUAGAAUAACCCGACUGCGAAUAUUUGAAUUGAAAAUAUGUUUUAUAAACUAUAAUUUUCGCCUUACUUAUUUCAUUUCGCUCCGUAAGCGAGUCCGACUGAAAUAAUUAAGUCAGAAAUAAGUUAACCUAACCUUUUUGUUGUUGAUGAUGAUGACAAAGUAAAAAG